GGUAUUACUCUAUGCCAACGCCGAGCUAUCGCAUUCUAGUCGAUUAUGGAACACUUCGACUCCAAUUCGUGAUUUCGAUAUAUCGUUUAAAAUAUAUCUUGUAAAGAGGUGACACGAGGUCUUUUGAUAGAUUAUUUUGUUAUGCGACUGUAAUAUAUCUUGUAGUGCUACAAUGAGUCCUAAAGUGGAAGUUUUGGUAGUUGAUACAACUGCUUUUAUAAAUAAUACGGCCCUUCAUGAACUUGGCAAUCAAAUUACAACUGUCCAGGAAGUUGUAAAUGAAAUUACUAGUAAACGACAAAUAAGAAGACUGGUUGUUCUUCCGUAUGAUCUUGAAGUAAAGACGGUGUUUCAAGAAAAUAUACAGUAUGUUACAGAAUUUUCUAAGAAAACUGGUGAUUAUCCAAGCCUAUCAGCAACUGACAUCAAAGUUAUGGCACUUGCUUACCAACUUGAGAAAGAGAGAGUUGGUACAGAUCACUUGAAGAAAGAACCUCUGAUUAAUCGCUUAGUAACAUUUAUACAUCAUUUACCUGAUGAAUCUAAAGCCACUGCAGGAUUUUAUGCUCCAAGCAAGAAGAAUGCGGAUGAAAAUGAUGAAUCUUGCGACACAGAAAUAAAUGAUCUACUGGGAAAGCUUACUUCUCUGGACUGCAACAAAACUGAUGAAGACAUUAUAAAUGAUAUACUGGUGCCAGUUAAAGAAAACAUACAUGAACAAACCUAUGAAAAUGAAUUGGAAUGCAGUGAUAUUAAUUCAGACUGCUCAGAAAGUGAUUAUGCAUCUGAUGCUGAAGAUGGGUCUGGCUGGAUUACACCCCAAAAUAUAGCUCAGAAGAAGCAAGAAGUCAAUUCUGAAGUAGAUAAUGCACCAGUGAAGGUUGCAUGUAUCACAUCUGACUUCGCAAUGCAAAAUGUUCUGAAGCAGAUUGGACUCAAUGUUCUGUCAAGUGAUGGUCGUCAUAUCCGGCAGUUACGAAGUUUCAUUCUAAGAUGUUAUGCUUGCUUUAAGACAACUAGUAUCAUGACUAAGGUAUUUUGCCCUAACUGUGGAAACAGAACCUUGAAGAAGGUGGCAGUAUCUCUGAAGGAAGAUGGUACUCAAGUGAUCCAUCUCUCUUCAAGAAAACGACUUUCAACACGAGGAAAGAGGUUCUCGCUUCCAACACCCAAGGGAGGUAAACAUGCCAACAACCCAAUACUGUGUGAAGACCAGCGUAUACCAGAUCAGCGACCUUCAAGACUUGCCCGUACCAAGAACAAUCCUCUAGAUCCAGACUAUACAGCAGGUUAUUCGCCUUUUGUAAUCAGAGAUACAAAUUCAAGAUCAGCUAUGCUUGGAAUUCGGGGUACAGAUAUCAUAUCCAUGAUGAGGAGGAAUCCCAAUGAAGGCAGGUGUAAAGGCAAGAAAAAGAAGUGAUGUAUGAAAAGUGAACAUGAAGUAAUUGUAAAUGCUAUUAUCUGUUUAUUAAAGUACUUACAUUGAUUUCAUAGCAUUUCAGCUGA
Molecule: messenger RNA, 1506 nt
Organism: Zootermopsis nevadensis
Lineage: Eukaryota; Metazoa; Arthropoda; Insecta; Blattodea; Termopsidae
Product: RNA-binding protein NOB1
Biological process (GO): maturation of SSU-rRNA; ribosomal small subunit biogenesis
Cellular component (GO): preribosome, small subunit precursor
Molecular function (GO): RNA endonuclease activity
Source: RefSeq, a predicted model, not a curated record